AUGGCUGAGACCAUGGUGGUAGAAGCAGCUCUCUCUGCAAUCUUUCACGCGGUAUUUGAAAGAAUAGCUUCUUCUGGCGUGGUCAACUAUUUCAUGGAAAGGAAACUCAAUGAUGAAUCACUACAAAAGUUGAAGAUGUUCCUGCUGUCUGCUAAUGCUGUGCUCGUUGAUGCGGAGGAGAAGCAAAUUACAAACCCAGCUGUGAAAGAGUGGCUGGACGAGCUUAAUGAUGCUGUUCAUGAUGCAGAAGACCUUCUCGAUGAGAUUGCCUAUGAAGACUUGGAAUAUAAUUUACGAGCAAACUCUCAAACCGGCACUAGUAAGGUAUGGAAUUCCAUCACUGCUUUUAUUUCAUUUGACGAAGGGAUACCAUCUAAGCUAGAAAAGGUUCUGGCAAAAUUAAAAAUUAUAAUAGAACAAAUAGGUGUCCUCCGUCUGAAAGAGGUUGCUAGUGGGGUACCAUUAUCAUCAUCACGAACAACAACUUCUUGCCAAGAAAAAUAUGAUGUGUUGGGUAGAGAUAUGGAUAAAGAAGCGAUAUUUGAGUUGUGGCAAUCAGAUGAUGCAAGUAGCGAUGAGAUAUGUGUUGUGCCCAUAAAGGGUAUGGGUGGUAUUGGCAAAACAACUCUCGCUCGGUUUAUAUAUAAUGAUAGUAGAGUAAAUGAGAGAUUUGACCUCAAAGCAUGGGUUUGCGUUUCGGUGAAUUUUGAUAGUUUUAAAAUAUUUAAAACUAUUCUUGAGGAGGUCAGGUCCGCUAAUGACUUUCAAAACUUGAAUUCUUUGCAAAUUGAAAUUAGAAAGACUUUGGCAGGGAAGAAAUUUUUUCUUGUUUUAGAUGAUGUGUGGAAUGAGAAUUAUAAUGAGUGGGAUGAGUUUCUUAAAGUCUUUAAAUGUGGGGCACGAGAAGUAAAGAUCAUUGUUACCACACGGAGUGAAAGAGUUGCAUCAAAAUUAUGCACGGUACCAACUCAUCAUUGUCUAAAAGAAUUGUCAAAUGACAGGAGUUGGGAUUUAUUUGUACAACAUGCAUUUGGAAAUGGAAAGUUUUGUGCAGACCUUGAGGUAAUUGGCAAACAAAUUGUCAAAAAGUGUAGAGGCCUACCUUUAGCUAUAAAAACAGUUGGGGGUUCGUUGCGUUCAAAUCAAAACCCAACACAUUGGAAAAAGAUUUUGAAGAGUCAUAUAUGGGAUUUACCAGAAGCUAAAACUAAUAUCCUCCCAGCUUUAAGGUUGAGCUAUCAUUACCUUUCAUCGCAUUUGAAGCGAUGCUAUGCUUACUGCUCAAUUUUCCCAAAAGAUCAUGAAUUUGAAAAGGAAGAGUUGAUCUUGUUAUGGAUGGCAGAAGGUUUAUUGCAGCAACCCAAAGAAGAUAGGAGUAUGGAACCUGAAGAAAUAGGUGAUGAAUACUUUAAUGAUCUAGUAUCAAGGUCAUUUUUCCAACAAUCAAAUAAAUCUAAAUCACAUUUCUUGAUGCAUGAUCUUAUUAAUGACUUGGCAAAAUCUAUAUCUGGGGAAUUUUGUUUGAGGUUGGAGAACGAUGAGCCCAAUGGAGUAACAAAAAAGACACGUCAUUUGUCAUAUUAUAGAGCUAACAUUGAUGCCUCUAAGAAAUUUGAGAUCCCUUUUGAGGCUAAAGGCUUGAGAACAUUCUUAGGAGAAAGAUGGUUAUCAUUUCUGUGGUGUGAAUCUAAGGACAUAGUGAAGAUGAUAGAUCAUGAUUUGUUUCAGAAAUUUAAGUGCUUACGAGUGUUAUCAUUUUCUGGUAAAAACAUUAGAGAGUUGCCAGUUUCUAUUGGUAACUUGAAACAUCUACGUUAUUUAAACAUUCGUAACACUAGAAUCAAACACUUACCUAAUUCUUUAUGUAACUUGUAUAAUUUGCAAACCUUGAUAUUGUCACCAUACAUUACUGAGUUGCCGACCAAUAUGGGUAAACUAAUCAACUUGCGCCAUUUGAAUAACAGUGAAAGCAAAAUGAAAAAGAUGCCACCACAAAUGGGUAAAAUGAAGAAUCUCAUAAAAUUACCUAUUUUUGUGGUGGGAAAACAUGAUGGGUCUAGCAUUAGCGAGUUGGGAGAGCUCCAACACCUUUCGGGGAAAUUGACUAUAUUGAACUUAGAAAAUGUUCAUUGCAUUAAUAAAGAUACUAUGGAGGUUAUAUUAAAGGAUAAGCAGGAUCUAUCUAAGUUAGAGUUGAAAUGGGAGCAUGGUCAUGGCACUGAUGAUUCAGAAGAGGAAAGAAAUGUGCUUGAGCAGCUGUGUCCACAUACAAAAUUGAAUUCUCUCACCAUUGAACAUUAUGAGGGCACAAGCUUUCCAAAUUGGUUAGGAGAUUGUUCAUUCUCUAAUAUGGUUUCCAUAGUGCUAAGGAAUUGCAAGUAUUGCUUCUCCUUGCCUCCAUUUGGACAACUACAUGCCCUCAAGGAACUUAAAAUUGAAGGUUUUGAUAGAUUAUUAGGUGUGGGUCAUGAGUUCUAUGGGAAUGAUUCUUCUACAAUUAAACCGUUCAGAUCCCUUAAGUAUUUAAGCUUUAAGAAUAUGCGAGAGUGGCAGGAAUGGAUUAUAUUUGAAGAUGAAGUUUUCUCUUGUCUUCAAUGGCUUCACAUAAAUUAUUGCCCCAAGCUAAGCAAGAAUUUGCCCGAUCAACUUCCCUCUUUGACCAAACUUGAAAUUAGAGAAUGUAAGCAACUUGUUGCUUCAUUCCCUUGGGCUCCUGCUCUCCAUGAAUUGUACUUUGAUGGGAAAGUACAGUUGCCAAGUGAUCGUUACUAUCCAUCACUUGAAAGUAUGAUCAUGAUUGGCGGCUGUGAUUCACUUUGGUCAUUUCCAUUACAAUUUUUCCCUAAACUCAAAUUUAUCGAAAUUUUUAAUUGUAAGAACCUUGAAUCUCUUUCGGCAUCAACAGGAUCUCAUCUAGAUCUUACUUCUCUCACUUAUUUGAAAAUCUCUAGAUGCCCAACUUUUGUAUCUUUUCUUAGUGGAGGAAUCUGUGCUCAAAAAUUGACAGAGAUUGAAGUCUCUAGUUGCAAAAAGUUAAAGUCACUACCCGAAGGAAUGGUCGCUCUCCUCCCAUCUCUUUCGUCUUUGCAAUUGUACAAGUGUCCAGAAUUAGAUUCAUUUCCUAAGGAUGGUUUGCCCUCCAAUUUAAAAACACUUACGAUCCAGUAUUGUGAAAAACUCAUUUCCUGUCGCAAGGAGUGGGGAUUGCAAGCUCUUCACUCUCUGAGAGAUUUCAUAAUUUGGAGUAAAUGCGAAGAAUUGGAGUCCUUUCCUGAGGAGGCGUUACUCCCUCCUACUCUUACCAAUUUCAGCAUCUCAAGUUUUCCAAAUCUGAAAUCACUAAAUGGUAAGGGGUUUCAACACCUCACCUCUCUUCAAAGCUUGACGAUUUGGUCCUGCGAUAAACUCCAGUGCUUACCGGAACAAGGCCUACCCACCUCUCUUUCUGUGCUACAAAUCUUUGGUUGCCCUUUGUUGAAUCAACAGUGUGAAAAAGAAAUAGGGAAAGACUGGCUCAAGAUUGCUCACAUCCCCUAUAUAGAGAUUGAUUGACAUGAUCAGACAACAGGUUCAGUACAUAUCUACUUUGGACUUUUGAAGUGCAAAAGACAGACUUUUCUGGAAAUGAUCAACCUAGGUUUUUAGACACAAAAUGGGAAAAAUGUUGAGGCCAACACUACAAGCAUCUUCUGUUUAGUUCAAGUUUUGAUUGCCAUAUGUACCUUGAUGUAUUGAAGAGCAGAAAAGAGAAUUGUGCCUUAUUGCUUCAGUUUCAGGUUCUAGAUUUGACUGGAAGCAUAUCCUUAAGGCAAUUUAUGGGAAGUCAAUUACGAUUGUGAUCUCUAGAACUUUAUCUUUUUUUAUAAAGAAGGGAAAUAGCGGUACAAGAUUGCUCUCAUCCUUUGCAUACAUAUGAGCAACGAAGUCAUUGUAUGAGCUAAAAUUCCAAUGUGGAACAAACCCUUGUUUUACAAUCAGAAGUAACAUUUUAUUGACCAAUCCCAAGAAGAGGCAUUAAUGUGGUCCAUUGCAGAAUAAGCUUCUUCGUUAUUUAGGGAUGAAACAAUGAUUGUGGCAGACAAAGAAUAGACAAUUAUUUAACUUGGCACCCAUACAAAUUGACAGCCUUCACAAAAUAUAGUUUAGCUCACUACAAGCAAUUGCUAUUCAACUUUUAAAAUGUUCAUGGGAUUGGCAUGAGGAGAUAGGGAUGGCUAUAUUUCUGGGAGCGAACUCCAGGCAAAUCUUAAACGCAUGGAUACAAGGUAACUGCAGCCAACCUCCUUCCACACAGACCGCACCCAAUACUUCCUUUGCAGGUUGGCCCUGACGGCUUGUGUUUACUUUUUUACUAGACAAGACUCCCAAGAGCAAUGGCAAGAAUGGCCACAGGACUCACUGUUUGCUUGUUGAGAGAAGUGAGGUUAGGAAAUUCAGGAGAUAAAGUGUUGUUAAAUGAGUAUUAACUGUGGCAGCACUCCAAAGCUAACCGGAACUGUGGCCAAAUUCUUAUCCAAGUUUCCUUAACAAAUUGGGGCUUUGGACAAUGAUCUUAUUAUUUGAUCUCAACAGGACUCAUUACUCCAGUGCCACCUAUGGCUCCGACAAGUCCAUUACCAACAUGGUAUGAUCCAAAUGCUCGAUGUAAAUAUCAUAUGCAAUGAAGGGGACAUUGGACUUAUGAUUGCUAUUACCUUAAACAUAAGAUUUCGGACCUCAUCGACCAGGACCUCUGGAGUCUGUAUGUUAGCCCCAUUAUUUGUUAGGAAAGAGAGGAUGCAAUAACACUUACACAUUACUAGAGGCAAUGACAUGAUCGAUAUUGAGAGCUAUUGCCAGCUAACCCUAUCUCCAAUAGCUUCUGACAUUCACAAAACUAUAGGCUUGCCACCUCAAUUGAAUGUUACAUUCAGUUUUGCAGACCCACUACGUGCAUGGAGUAUAUUGCUGUUGCACAAACAAGUUGUUUAUCAAAUACAAAAUUUCAUUUUACAGCCAGAUGCAACAAUCUCACAAUGAUGGGCUUGCAAAGACUAUUUGACAUUUUGAAAUUGGUGGUGGAUGUGAAGAUGUGAAGUCAUCCCCUGAGGACAGAGUGCUAUUUUUGGUUGUUCUCUUCCACUCCAGAUGGCUCAAAAGUCUCAGCACUCUUUAUGUCAUUGCUAUGCUCACCAGCAGAAGCUUCCCAAUUCCCUUUUGUACAUCAAGAAUUUUAUAUUGUCUUAUGUCGAGACAAUGGUUUCUAAAAUACAGAAAGAUGUAAAUCUUGCUACUAGCACAAAAGUGCUUAAGCCUUGUUCCUUGAAGGAUCAAAGUCAGUCUUGAGGCUCUCCCAUAUCAGUACCAGACUAGUAGAUUUUCACGCCCAACAAGAAGGUUUCCAACACAAAAUGUGCAACACAUUUGCGGCUUCUAACAGCAGUAGACCAGGCAAUUGCUCCACAUGAUUCAAUUUACUGGCUUGGUUUGAUAUGAGUUCUUCCAAAAAUAUCCCUUAAUUUUUUUUUCUCAUGUUGUACUCUCCAAUGCUAUCAUGUAUUUAGCUUCAUGGGUUUCUUUUAGUUUUUAUUAAAGCAUAGGAAAGCCUAAUGUUUCCUUUGAAAUUAAUACGAGUUAAAGAUUUAAAAAUACUAUGCAGUUUGAAGGCACAGCUAUAGGGAAGUGCCAAUUUUCUUA
Messenger RNA from Quercus robur (English oak), 5676 nucleotides. RefSeq names its product putative disease resistance protein At3g14460. The transcript has 14 exons. NCBI's taxonomy places the organism in Eukaryota, Viridiplantae, Streptophyta, Magnoliopsida, Fagales, Fagaceae. The coding region runs from base 1 to 3552 and encodes 1183 amino acids. Gene Ontology annotation, biological process: defense response to other organism. The record is from RefSeq and is a predicted model, not a curated record. Gene Ontology annotation, molecular function: ADP binding.